GCACGUAAGCAGACGUGAGAGCGUCUAUAAAUAGAGCUUGCGCGGCCUACUUGCCCCUUUCUACUCGGCUCGGCUGCAGGAUGUCGCACCGGAAGUUCUCAGCUCCCAGACAUGGAUCCCUUGGCUUUCUGCCCCGCAAACGCAGCCGUCGACAUCGGGGCAAGGUGAAGAGCUUUCCCAAGGAUGACCCAAGCAAACCUAUCCACCUCACUGCCUUUCUUGGGUACAAGGCUGGCAUGACCCACAUCGUUCGGGAAGUGGACAGACCUGGAUCCAAGGUGAACAAGAAGGAAGUGGUAGAGGCAGUCACUGUAGUAGACACUCCUCCCAUGGUCAUUGUGGGCAUCGUGGGCUACGUGCAGACUCCCCGUGGCCUUCGCACCUUCAAGACCAUCUUUGCUGAGCACAUCAGUGAUGAGUGCAAGAGACGCUUCUACAAGAACUGGCACAAAUCCAAGAAGAAGGCCUUCACCAAGUAUUGCAAGAAGUGGCAGGAUGAGGAGGGCAAAAAGCAGCUAGAGAAGGAUUUCAAUAGCAUGAAGAAGUACUGCCAGGUUAUCCGGGUCAUAGCUCACACUCAGAUGCGUUUGCUCCCGCUGCGGCAGAAGAAGUCUCACCUGAUGGAGAUCCAAGUGAAUGGCGGCACCAUUGCUGAGAAAGUGGACUGGGCCCGGGAGAAGUUGGAACAACAGGUGCCUGUGUCAACUGUCUUUGGCCAAGAUGAGAUGAUAGAUGUCAUUGGAGUCACCAAGGGCAAGGGAUACAAAGGGGUCACCAGUCGCUGGCAUACCAAAAAGCUGCCUCGCAAGACCCACAGGGGUCUGCGCAAAGUAGCCUGCAUUGGAGCGUGGCAUCCCGCUCGUGUGGCUUUCUCUGUGGCCCGAGCUGGUCAGAAGGGGUACCACCACCGCACAGAAAUCAACAAGAAGGUCUAUAAGAUUGGCCAAGGUUACCAAAUCAAGGAUGGAAAGCUGAUAAAGAACAAUGCAUCAACUGACUACGAUCUGUCGGACAAGAGCAUUAAUCCUCUAGGCGGCUUUGUCCACUAUGGUGAAGUGACCAAUGACUUUAUCAUGUUGAAAGGCUGCGUUGUUGGGACCAAGAAGAGAGUUCUAACCCUGCGCAAGUCCCUGCUGGUGCAGACAAAGCGUCGGGCCCUAGAGAAGAUUGACUUGAAGUUUAUUGAUACAACUUCCAAAUUUGGACAUGGCCGCUUCCAGACUGUGGAGGAGAAGAAGGCUUUCAUGGGACCACUCAAGAAAGAUCGUAUCGCUAAAGAGGAGACAGCUUAACAUCUGGUACAGCUCUGUGGUCUGCCUCUAACAAAUAAAACUAGAUAUUUCAGAAAUAC
Pelodiscus sinensis (Chinese soft-shelled turtle) is the source of this 1351-nucleotide messenger RNA. RefSeq names its product ribosomal protein L3 (gene RPL3). Gene Ontology annotation, molecular function: structural constituent of ribosome; RNA binding. The record is from RefSeq and is a predicted model, not a curated record. Lineage: Eukaryota; Metazoa; Chordata; Testudines; Trionychidae. Gene Ontology annotation, cellular component: ribosome; cytosolic large ribosomal subunit. Gene Ontology annotation, biological process: translation.